AUGGAGCAGCGCCAGAUCGACUACUUGAAGAGGAAGAGGGAAGCGUUCGAUGUGUACGAUGACCCAGGCGAAGACGACGAUGCGCCCGAUCCAGGUCGUGAUGCUUCCAAAGCUAGAUGGAAUAAGACUGCUGGCAGACCACCGCCCUCGCCCUCACGGGUUGUCUUCUCCAAUUCCACUUCCAAAUCUAGGUCAUUAGCACGCUCGAACUCCGACACCCGGGUCGGUGGGAAGGAUGAUCCAUUUGCGGUUCCAUCGAGCACAGAUCCUACAAGGACAAUGCCAAAUCGUCCACCCAUUCCAAGCGGUCUAAGGAAGAGUGUCUCCGACUUUCCAAGGCCAACCUCAGCAUCCUCCAAGGCUCCUGAGAAGCGAAGACGUGAAGAGGCUCCUGCUUCCACUGCGCCAGCUCAGGAGCAGAAGCUCUUUUCUGGACUUCACUUCUACUUCUUCCCAAAUAACGACGCCAAUCCAGCUCGUCGCAUGAGAAUUGUCAAAAGCCUUGAGCAUGGAGCAGCAUGGCUGAAGUCGUGGAACGAGGUUCUCGUCACCCAUGUCAUCUUGGACAGUUCGUUGACAGUCUCUCAACUCAUCAAGUACUUGAAAUUGAAAGGCCUUCCAUCAAGCGUGGCCGUUGUCUCCGAAAACUACACUGCUGAGUGCAUCAGCUAUCGAACAUUGCUUGACCCAACAUCAACCCGAUUCGCUGUGAGUGAUUUCAAGCCUCCUUCAAUUUCAAGACCAGCUUCAGCGAAUUCGAACACUUCUCCUCAGCUCAAGCCCGCUGGUAAGUCGGAGGCCGCUCGUCGACGCCAAGCAACACCUCCCGCAUACAGGAGUGAAACUACAAAUACCAAGCCAGCUGCACCAGGGCCCUUACUAGAUGACAAGCCCGAUGCUUCUGAUCGUAUUGCCGAUAGCUUUGAUGAGACUCAGAUCGAAGUCAGCGAAGAGCUGGACAAGGCCAUAGAACGGGCGAAGGCUCUGGAGCACAUUCCACUCGAUGACGAAGAGGACCUCAAACCAAUGAGCUCCGAAGGACCAGACAACAGCGACGAUGAGCGGAGAGCAGGCGAGCAAUUUUUGGCCAAGCGAAAGAACAAGGUUCGAAAACUAGAAGACAGGUUUCAGUGUAUGCAGAAGCACACCGGCGAUAACCCCAACAAUCCCAACCAGCAGACGAUCGACAUCUUGCAGUCCAUGGCAGAUUACUACGGCCAGACCGGAGAUGAGUGGCGAAUACGGGCCUACAGAAAAGCCAUAGCCAUGCUACGAAACCAUCCGAGCAAAGUCUGCACCAAGGAAGAAGCACACGCUCUCCCUAACAUCGGAGAGCGACUCGCUGUCAAAAUCGAAGAGAUUGCCUCGACAAAUCGCCUGAGAAGGCUGGAUGAAGCCCGUGCCGAGCCUAGUGAUCAAGUCUUGCAGACGUUCAUGAAAGUUUAUGGCGCUGGAAUCGUACAAGCAACCAAGUGGGUCGACGAAGGCUACACCAAUCUCGAUGAACUACUGCAAAAAGCGAAUUUGACAGACAAUCAACGCAUCGGUAUCGAGCACUAUGAAGAUUUCAACUCACGCAUUCCCCGCGAAGAAGUUCAACGACACGGGAACAUCAUCCGCAAUUCACUCCGCGCGAUCGACCCAGCGUUCGAAGUCAUCAUCGGGGGCUCUUUUCGACGCGGCGCCAAGGACUCGGGCGAUAUCGACUGCAUCAUCACGCGUCCCAAUACCAAGGCCGAUCAUCUGCGCAAUAUCGCUCUCGGACAGCUCGUGCCACAGCUCACCGCAGAUGGCUUCCUCGUCGCCAGCUUGGCCAUCACCUCGCGCGACGACGGAAGCAAAUGGCACGGAGCGUCGUGUCUCCCAGGCUCCACGACCUGGAGACGUCUGGAUCUGUUGCUGGUCCCCUCGGAGGAGCUGGGUGCUGCGUUGAUCUAUUUCACCGGGAAUGACAUUUUCAAUCGAAGCCUGCGACUGCUCGCGAGUACCAAAGGUAUGCGGCUCAACCAGCGAGGCUUGUACAAGGGCGUCAUGAGAGGACCGGGAAGGGUGAAGCUCACCGAGGGGGAGCUCGUGGAAGGCAAGGACGAGAAGAAGAUUUUCGCGGCUCUCGGAGUACCGUGGCGGCCGCCGGAGCACCGAAUCUGCUGA
Lecanosticta acicola is the source of this 2151-nucleotide messenger RNA. The record is from the annotation of a GenBank genome assembly. Lineage: Eukaryota; Fungi; Ascomycota; Dothideomycetes; Mycosphaerellales; Mycosphaerellaceae.